AAGUUUAACGUUUCUAAUUCAAGUGCGUUGCUCUCUCGGAGAGAUUCAAUGGCUGUCAUUCAUUCGGGUCUGUCUUAUUCCAGUGCGGUGAAUAACAAUACUCUCUAUCUGUUGAUUUUGCCCUUUUCAACCAAAGAGCUGGAAAUUGAUCGUGUACUGGAGGACAAAGACAAACAUUCCGUAAGGAUGUUGAGUGAUUUUCUUCGUUCAAGAACACAAUUUCAUGGUGCAACUUGUAUGCAACAACAGGGAAGCCAUGAAAUGAAAGCCUCUGGAAAUUUCAUGUUGGAUCAAUCUUGGUGUCGUUUUGUGAAAAAAAUGUGGAGCGUUCACAUUAGGAAUACAGGCCCUGUAAAAAUCCUCAUGCUACAGAAGUCUCUCUGGCUUGACUCUGACAGUGAAAGUGGGACAACUGACGCGCUUGUACAAACCUGCAGUAUCGUGCAAGGUCCAUUUGUAAUAAGGAAGGAUGUGUUUCAGAAAAUUGGGGGACUAAUCGACGGUUUUGGGAAAUUAUCCUUAUUGGAGUUUUUUCUACGAUCAAAGGGCGAAUUGAAGAUUGCAAAGCUUGGUUCUUGCGCGUGGACACCCAAAAUCAAGCGUACGGAUCGAGGAAAUUUGAAAGGCUCAAAGGAGGUUCCUGAAUAUGCAAAUUUUGCCAAUAAACAUAAGGUACUUCGGAUCGUAACGGAGAAUAGAAUAGAAUGGAUGGCUUGUGUCGCAAACUGGAAGAUGUGCCCGGAGAAGCCCUAUAUAGAGCCAAGAGGUCUACCCGGCGUAGCUGCACCGAUAUGUUGCAGCACUGUUUUAUGGAAAAUGCUGAGCGAUUUUGUGAGAGGGCUAAACAAACUGGGGCUAGAAUACCGAAUUGUUGAUGGCACCUUGUUAGGGGCUGUCAGGAGUAAAGCGAUCAUACCAUGGACAUACGACGUAGAUAUUGCAUUACCUGCCUCCGUGUAUAAAAAUGCUUCAACGUAUACUGCUCUUGAAAAGGUUCUCGAAAAUCAAUACUAUAUAGGUUGGUCUUUCAUGAACAUGCCCAGGGGGCAUAUUCUUGUGCCCCCGUACAUCGACGUAAAUACAGCCCCUUAUUUUGACGGGCCUGAAGACUUAGAAGGCAAAGCAUUAUUCAGUAGUGAUCUGGAAGAAGCAGUAAAGGGAAUGUUGCCAGUGUCUCAGUACUGGAGACAACGUGGCUAUGUAGAUUUUUAUGAGGCAGGUCAAGCCCUGAUGGAAGGAUCGUCCAUUGUCACCAUCAACAAUGAACAAUUCGUGACUGUGAAAGAUGUGGAUAAGAUGUUGAGUAUGAAUUACGGCAAGAACUAUCGGCAACCAGCACUGAAAGGAGAAUGGUCAGGUUUGUCAGGUCACAACGGUCCCUGA
Messenger RNA from Pocillopora meandrina, 1383 nucleotides. The record is from the annotation of a GenBank genome assembly. Lineage: Eukaryota; Metazoa; Cnidaria; Anthozoa; Scleractinia; Pocilloporidae.